AUGCUUAUCUUUGGAUUACUCACUGUUAGAAAUAUCCAUAAAACAAAAAAACGAGUUGAUGCUGCUCCAACGACUGAUACAGGUCGAUCUAAAAAAUCCGGUAAAAUGUCAAAGAAAGAUGUUCAACUUCAUAGAAUGUUGGCAAAUCAAAUAAUUCUUUUUAUUAUACUCAAUUUGCCAAAUCCUUGUUAUCUCGUAUAUCGAUCAUUAACCAUAACAUUAGUGAAAUCACCAUUUCGUAGAGCAACUGAAACAUUUCUCAGUAAUAUGACAUAUGUUCUUAUUUAUCUUGGAUUUUCAUUAACAUUUGCUAACUUUUUUAUAUCAUCGGAUAUGUAUCGACGUGAGUUUUUUCAAGUUAUUCGAACAAAAGUACUUCGUCAAGCUCCAGCACCUACAACAACUAGAGGAGGAACAACAAUAAGAGCUGUUCGUCAAAAUGAUGACGAUGGUUAA
Molecule: messenger RNA, 456 nt
Organism: Adineta steineri
Lineage: Eukaryota; Metazoa; Rotifera; Eurotatoria; Adinetida; Adinetidae
Source: the annotation of a GenBank genome assembly